Messenger RNA from Phytomonas sp. Hart1, 843 nucleotides. NCBI's taxonomy places the organism in Eukaryota, Euglenozoa, Kinetoplastea, Trypanosomatida, Trypanosomatidae. The record is from the annotation of a GenBank genome assembly.
GUACUUUUCGAGACGAGUGGAUCUAGGGGCACCCCACUCAUACUCUACAUUGCACACUUUAUUCUUUUGUUGUGUCUUUGAUCGAUUUCGAACGCGAGCAUGGCGGCGCCGGGUUUGCCCGCCUCCCUGGACUUCCCCCGCAUCAAAAUCAUGACCCUGGGCGAUAGCGGGGUGGGGAAGAGCUGCCUGAUCAAGCGCUAUUGCGAGGGGCGUUUUAUCCCCAAAUACAUUCCUACCAUCGGGAUCGACUACGGGGUGAAGCUCGUGACGGUAAACCCCGUGAAGCUUGAGGAGGAGCGCGCGAAGGGCCCUAAAGGGGCCGCGGAGGGCUCAAAUUCAUCGGCCGCGUGGACCGCUCGCGCGCCGACAGCGGUGCGGGUGAACUUCUGGGACGUCGCCGGGGGGGCGGAGUCGCUGGAGAUCCGAAAUGAAUUCUACGCGCCGACCCAGGGGAUUUUGCUCAUCUACAACGUCGGAGAUUUAAAGAGCUUCGAGUCCUUGGAUAGGUGGGUGGAGGAGAUGAAUCGAUUUAUCAGCAUCCCGCUUGACUCGGGCGGGGCGGAAAGGCGGACCUCGGUGGAGGGUAUGAUGGCGACGGGGAAUACCCCUGCCGGGCGCGAGGUCGGGGCGGUUUCUGAUCAAUCGCCGGUGGUUUUUUUAUGCGGGAAUAAAGCGGACGGGGGGACGCAGCGGGCGGUGACGGAGGAGCAGGGCCGACGAUGGGCCGCAGCGCAUGGCGGGAUGGAGUUCUUCGAGACUAGCGCGAGCAGCGAUUUGAACGUCGCGACGAUGAUGGAGCGGCUCUUUCACCGCGUGAUCGCGCGUUUUAUGUCACCCAAAUAG